AUGUCAGGAGUGGUGCACUUCAAGUUCAAGUCGUCUCUUGUGAAGGACUCCGUCACAUUCGAUGGCCACUACAUCUCCGUUGGCGAGCUCAAGCGCUUGAUAGCUGCAAAGAAGGGCCUCGGCGCCGAGGGCGGCGCCGAGCUCGAGGUGUCAGAUUGGAACACGCGCGCCGCCUACACCAACGACGCCGAGCAGAUACCCCGCAACACCUCCGUCAUCGUCCGCCGCGUGCCCGCUGCCACCAAGGGCCGCCCCGGCCCCGGCAACCGCGCCGGCGCCGCCGCGGCCGGCGCUGCCGGCGCCUCCCCUGCCGCCGGCCCGCUCGCCGCGCUCGCCGCGCUGCAGGCGCGCGACGACUUUGGCGGCGACGUGUACGAUGCUGCUGCGGCGGAGGCGGGCCGCCAGGAGGAGGACGCGCUCAUCGCGCAGCACCUGGACGCGCAGGCGCAGCAGGGAACCUCCUGA
Molecule: messenger RNA, 465 nt
Organism: Monoraphidium neglectum
Lineage: Eukaryota; Viridiplantae; Chlorophyta; Chlorophyceae; Sphaeropleales; Selenastraceae
Exons: 2
Coding region: 1-465 (154 amino acids)
Molecular function (GO): zinc ion binding
Source: RefSeq, a predicted model, not a curated record